AACAAGUAACCAUUCGAUUUACGACACUAAGUAAUUUUGAAAAUACAAGAUAAAGCUUUAACUUAUUCGGUCGUUGGAUGAGAAUACAUUUGUGAAUCUCAAAGCACUUUCAUUAAGAAUUGUUAUUACAUCAGUUUUCAUUACUUGGUCAACUUUUCGUAGCUCUGACUUGUUUUUUUAGAUUAUUGUACUCAUCAAGUGUAAAAUCACGAGUUACGCAUAAGCAGACUGAAAAUUAAUCUAAUUACAGCUACUUGCCAAGGUCCCGUUGUUUAGUUUAAAAAUUUCUUCCAAAUGAGCCUCGAGAUUAUAAACACUGUGGAUAAACUAACACUUUCAGAUCAAAUAGAACAAGAGAGAAUAAGCUUGAAUCUUCUUAGACAAACAAACUGCAAAUUAGAGGAAUCCAUCGAUAUUUUAGAGGAUCAGCUGGCUUCGAUUGAAGAUGAAGGUAACUAAGGAGUUCUUCCCGAACUCGUCUAGAUAAUGAAUGGAAGACGAGAUAUUUAAUUCAAAAAGAAAUGAACGAUUAUUACAAACGGGCAUUCUUCUUUUGCGAUCAACAAAUACCCAAGGCGAAAGCUCUUCAACGAACGAUAAACCGUGCUGUCAGAAGGGGCUCGAAAUUAUCUAGUUACAUGGAACUUGACGAAGAUUCAGUUCAAGAAUUGGAGAAUUAUCGCUCGUAUAUAAUUAAAUUAUGUCGCGAACUGGAAUCAAGGAUCGAUCAGGAGGGAAAGGCUUAUUACUGGGCUACAGAAAUUCGCAAACGUGCACUCAUUGAAUUGAACUAUACAUACAUACCAGCACCAGUAAGCAAACAUCCUGUGGAGAAGAAAGAAGAUGAAAGUGAUAAAUUAGUGAGGAAGACACAAAAUCGAACAUUUAAUUCUAAAUAUGGUCUUGGAAGUAAAACAAGUGGAGUGAAGAAGCUGCCUCCAAUGCAUUUCUGACUGACAUCGCUUGAAAUGAUUAUAUAUACAUGUAUGCUGAAUUAAAUAGAGGAAAGUAAAUAAAUGUCUAACAUUUUAUUUAAC
Molecule: messenger RNA, 1037 nt
Organism: Schistosoma turkestanicum
Lineage: Eukaryota; Metazoa; Platyhelminthes; Trematoda; Strigeidida; Schistosomatidae
Source: the annotation of a GenBank genome assembly